This is a messenger RNA of Gamsiella multidivaricata, 418 nucleotides long. RefSeq lists its product as uncharacterized. Lineage: Eukaryota; Fungi; Mortierellomycota; Mortierellomycetes; Mortierellales; Mortierellaceae. The transcript is spliced from 3 exons. The coding region runs from base 1 to 366 and encodes 121 amino acids. The record is from RefSeq and is a predicted model, not a curated record.
AUGUCAUCGAGCCCUGUCAUUCAUAGCUAUAGCCCCGGCACCUUGAUCUACGAGGUCAAUCUCUCUGUGCCAAAAGAAAACGAGCAGGAAUACCUCGUCUGGCUUCGCGAUUUCACCAAGGAGCAAGUACACAACAUCCCCGGCUUCGUCUCCUCCAUGGUCUUCUACCAGCCAAAACCAUAUGGUCUUCACUGGCUGUCGGAAGAAGGCAACGACAAGGUCUACUUGACCGCGCACUACGUCAUCGCAUCUCAGGCAGAUCUGGAUGCGUACCUUGCCGAGAACCAAGCCAAGGUCGCCUCUGCAGAGCAGGAUCGGUUCGAGUUUCUGGUCACGAGCCGUCGCACGCUUAGCGUCGUCUGCUAGACAGGCAGGGCCUCUUACACGUACAUAUAUCAUAUAGUAUUAUAAAGAAGUG